Molecule: messenger RNA, 3767 nt
Organism: Condylura cristata (star-nosed mole)
Lineage: Eukaryota; Metazoa; Chordata; Mammalia; Eulipotyphla; Talpidae
Gene: MATK
Product: megakaryocyte-associated tyrosine kinase
Exons: 13
Coding region: 192-1649 (485 amino acids)
Biological process (GO): protein phosphorylation
Molecular function (GO): ATP binding; protein tyrosine kinase activity; protein binding
Source: RefSeq, a predicted model, not a curated record
GUUCAAGCUGGGUCCCUGUGUGUUCAGGCGACAGGUACACACGUGUCUGGUGGUCCGAGCCUGUGUGUGUGUGUGUCUGCGAGCACCCAUCUUUAAGUGAAUGUAUCUUUGCCUGCAUACCGGGUGCCUGUGGGUGUCCACCUCUGUCCAAGCUCCGGUUUCAGUGUGGGCGCGUGUGUACAUGGAUCAGUAUGCUUGUGAGCCCUCGCUUCCUUCGUGCCUGGCACCCCCCGCCCAUCGCAGCCAGGAUGCCCACGAGGCGCUGGGCGCCGGGCACCCAGUGCAUCACCAAGUGUGAACACACGCGCCCCAAGCCGGGGGAGCUGGCCUUCCGCAAGGGCGACGUGGUCACCAUCCUGGAGGCCUGCGAGAGCAAGAGCUGGUACCGCGCCAAGCACCACGACAGCGGCCAGGAGGGGCUGCUGGCUGCGGGGGCACUGAGGGAGCGGGAGGCCCUCUCCACAGACCCGAAGCUCAGCCUCAUGCCGUGGUUCCACGGGAAGAUCUCGGGCCAGGAGGCCGUGCAGCAGCUGCAGCCGCCCGAGGACGGGCUGUUCCUGGUGCGUGAGUCCGCGCGGCACCCGGGUGACUACGUGCUGUGCGUGAGCUUCGCCAGCGACGUCAUCCACUACCGCGUGCUGCACCGCGAGGGCCACCUCACCAUCGACGAGGCUGUCUGCUUCUGCAACCUCAUGGAUAUGGUGGAGCAUUACAGCAAGGACAAAGGGGCCAUCUGCACGAGGCUCGUGAAGCCCAAGAGGAAGCAGGGCGCCAGGUCGGCAGAAGAGGAGCUGGCCAAGGCGGGCUGGUUACUGAACCUGCAACAUUUGACGCUGGGAACGCAGAUUGGAGAGGGGGAGUUUGGAGCCGUCCUGCAGGGCGAGUACCUGGGGCAGAAGGUGGCUGUAAAGAACAUUAAAUGCGACGUGACUGCCCAGGCCUUUCUGGACGAGACGGCUGUCAUGACGAAGAUGCAGCAUAAGAACCUGGUGCGUCUCCUGGGUGUGAUCCUGCACCAGGGUCUGUACAUCGUCAUGGAGCACGUGAGCAAGGGCAACCUGGUGAACUUUCUGCGCACUCGGGGCCGUGCCCUUGUGAACAUCCCCCAGCUGCUACAGUUUUCCUUGCACGUGGCGGAGGGCAUGGAGUACCUGGAGAGCAAAAAGUUGGUGCACAGAGACCUGGCGGCCCGCAACAUCCUUGUUUCUGAGGACCUGGUGGCCAAGGUCAGUGACUUCGGCCUGGCCAAAGCCGAGCGCAAGGGGCUGGACUCCAGCCGGCUGCCGGUGAAGUGGACGGCGCCCGAGGCUCUCAAACACGGGAAGUUCUCCAGUAAGUCCGAUGUCUGGAGUUUCGGGGUGCUGCUAUGGGAGGUCUUCUCAUAUGGCCGGGCUCCAUACCCCAAGAUGUCACUGAAGGAGGUGUCAGAGGCCGUGGAGAAGGGGUACCGCAUGGAGCCUCCCGAGGGCUGCCCAGGCCCCAUCCAUACCCUCAUGAGCAGCUGCUGGGAGGCCGAACCUGCCCGCCGGCCCGCCUUCCGCAAACUGGCCGAGAAGCUGGCCCGGGAACUUCGAAGUGCGGGUGCCUCAGCCUCUGUUGGGGGGCAGGAUGCUGAUGGCUCUGUCUCACCCCGAAGCCAGGAGCCCUGACCCUGCCCCGCGGGGCCCAGUGCCCCAGAGGACCAAGGUGGUGGGGGGCGCAGGGCAGGGGUGUGCUCCAGCCUGAGAAGGGUCAAGGCCAGCAAGUGGCCUUCUGGCUCGGGGCACAGAGGCAGCCUCACGGAGCUCUGGGCAGCCCGAGGCCCCGGGGAGGAGCAGGGCCAAGCCUGGAUAAAGAUUGGUGUCAAGGCCUGUGGGUGUCUGAGUCUCUCUGCAGCCCUCAGCGUCCUCCCACCCCCAGGGGUCCAUCUCCACCCUCUGCGGGGGUCCAGCCCCUGGGGCCCUACAGCCUCUGUGGGGGACACAGUUCCCAGGGAUCAAGCCAGGGACUCAGGUGCCGUCACCCACAGCUUCCUCGCUGCGGUGCGCCGGGGGUGCCUUGUCAGUGGUGGGAACCCCACCUUCAGCUUCUUAGGGUUCUGGGCCCACAGCCCUGGGACAGUGCCCGUGGCAUGGAGGUCCGGCCCCUGUCUCUUCCCACCCGUCCCAUCCUCGCCGCCAGAGUAGGUGUCUGGGAGCAGGGGGAUCCGGUGCCACUACCUGGGCGUGUCCCCUGCGCGCCCCUGUGCUCCGAUGCCGUGGCCUGACAGCCUGGAUCAGCGCGGGGUGGGGCACCCUGGAAUCACCUGUCCUGAGGCCCUGGGCCCUGGUGUUCUCUUACAGUGGGGUGCAGGGAGGCUGCAGGCUUGCAAUGCCAACCCCCUCCUACAAAGCCUGGCUCCCCUUUAGCUGUGCAGUCAGUGAUGGGGAUGUGAGGGCUCACCCCCUCCCCAGCCCCCGCAGCCUCCUCUGCGGCCACAUAUCUUUGGUGGCAACAUGGGGGUUUGGAGGUGGUGACUGUGGACCUCCCUAGGGAAGGGCUGAGCGCCUACGGGCCGCUCAGGCACUGCAGGGGCUGCCAGCGCCCCCCUGGGCAGGGGCUCAGGCUGGUGAGGGCUCACGCCGGGGCCCUGCCCCAGCCCACCCCACCUUGCCAGGCUGCGGAAGGCCAAGGGCCCCACCCUAACAGCAGGCCUUCCCACAGGGGCCACAAAGUGCCCAAGGUCAUGCUGACCCCUGCUGUGCCCCCUGGGCCCCCACCCACCCUAGACCUCAGUUUACCCACUGGCACCUGAAGGGGGUUGUGGUUAUUCCUGGAGGAGCAAUGAAAGGUGGGGGGGGGCGGCAAGAGGGACCCAGAGUCCCUCGUCCUUGCUGUUAAGUCCAUAAUCCAGCUGGACGGGGCAGCCGGUCUCCCUGCCCGCCCCCACCCCCAGCUCUGGUCCAGCUUCUAAGCUGACACAGCGUCCGGAGCUUCAGCCACCCCCCACGAUGUCCCCCGAGCCCCCCACGCCACUUGACCCACCAGCCGCUUAGCCGAGGAGGCCUGAGGGCCAAGCUGCUCCUGAGCUUUUCACUGAGGAAGCAGUUACGGGGCUUCUCUCCCCAGAGGGGCCCUCAGGGUGCCCUUCCGACCUUCCUGCCUGGGUUGGUGGGGGGCACAGCCUUGUCUUCCUCCAAAUCGGUCUCCCCCCCUUCGGAUAGCAGACCCCUUCCUCCAAGGCCUGGUACCCUGUUCCUGUGUGGGACUUUCUUUGUUUCCUUUCUGUGGAUGUUUCUUCCUUCAAAGCCAGCGUUCUAGAAGAGUCUGUGUGCUUUCUCCCUUGCCCAUCUGGCCCACAGGGACAGCCCUCCCAUCCUGUGUCACUACUUCUCCAGCCUUUCCUCAGCUUCGUCCUGCCUUCCUCACCACGGUCCCCAUUCCUGGUUUUCAGGGGACCCCCCUUGCAUGAGCCCCCAGGCCCCUUGGAUUAGGAGGGUUGGCCAGCCAGUCCGAGGAGCUUCCCCUGGAGCCUGCUCAGGCUCUCAGGCUCCCCGCGUGGUAACCCCAUCAUCCGCCUGGCUCUAAAAUGGGGGUGUAGGUAUCAUUGGAUUCUCCUUCCUCCUCCCUAAACUUUCUCCCAGAAUUGCACUCCCACCCUCCCACCUCACCAUCCCCGUGACCCUCACUCCACCCAGGUCUGUGCUCCUCCUGCUCUCUCCUCCCCCACCCCUGUCCUCCCCUGCACACCUAAGAAUUUGCAGCCUCCGAGUAGCCUCCGGUUCUGGUUCUGAUCGCCUCUCCUGCUC